Messenger RNA from Oryzias melastigma (Indian medaka), 2237 nucleotides. RefSeq names its product coiled-coil domain containing 93 (gene ccdc93). The transcript is spliced from 23 exons. Lineage: Eukaryota; Metazoa; Chordata; Actinopteri; Beloniformes; Adrianichthyidae. The record is from RefSeq and is a predicted model, not a curated record. Gene Ontology annotation, biological process: Golgi to plasma membrane transport. Bases 158 to 2050 code for a protein of 630 amino acids.
UUGAACAUAAUGACAAAAAUAAAAACUCCAGCUGAGGGUAUUUAAAUCCGCGGUACCGAUUAUAGGCAUAACAAGAAAAAAAUAAAAAUAAAGAAGAAAAAAAGCUUUACGGUCACGUGCUGCGAUCACGUGACCCGCCCUCAGUUUUCCGUCCAACAUGGCCGCGUCUGUGUUCCAGAGAGUCCGGACCGGGUCCAAACUAGGCGCCCAGUACGACCAGGAGGGCCAUCUGAUCCAGGUGGAGAGCCGCGAGGAUGAGGAGCAGAGCGUGAAGCUGGCCGAGAUCCUGGAGCUGCUGCUGGCCGCCGGCUACUUCCGGGCCCGGAUCAAAGGCCUGUCCCCGUUCGAUAAGGUGGUGGGGGGGAUGACCUGGUGCAUUACCACCUGUAACUUUGACGUGGACGUGGACCUGCUGUUCCAGGAGAACUCCACCAUCGGUCAGAAGAUAGCUCUGACGGAGAAGAUCGUCUCUGUCCUGCCAAAGAUGAAGUGUCCUCACCGGCUGGAGCCUCAUCAGAUCCAGGGCCUGGACUUCAUCCACAUCUUCCCAGUCAUUCAGUGGCUGGUGAAGCGAGCCAUUGAGACCAGAGAGGAGAUGGGAGACCAAGUGAGAGCCUUCUCCAUCGCAGAGUUCCAGAAGACUCACAAACUGCCAGAAGAUGAGGAGUUCCUUCAGAGGAAGGACAAAGCUGUCAGGGCCAUCGUCACCGUCCAGGAAGUCUACAAACCUCAGAGGAAGUACAGGAGGCAGAAGGAGGCGGAGGAGCUGCAGGAUGAGGAGUCCAGAGUCCACUCCACUCUGUUGGAGUACGGGAGGCGUCUUGGCUUCAGUAAAUCCUCCCAGACAGCAGAGGAGGGGAAGGCGCCGCUGACCCCCGGCUCUCAGGCGGGCCCUCCAGGGAUGGCUGAGGUGUCAGAGGAGGACCACCUGCAGGCGGCAGAGGAGAUGAGGAUCAAAACCCUGAUGACCAACAUGGCCGCCAUGGCGAGUGAAGAGGGGAGGCUGAUGGCCAGCGCCGUGGGUCAGAUCGUGGGUCUGCAGUCGCAGGAGAUCAAGCAGAUGGCCUCGGAGUACGCCGAGAAGCAGUCCGAGCUUUCCUCGGAGGAGCGUCAGGAGCGCUUCGGGCCGCUGCAGCAGCACCGCCGAACGGUCGCCUCGCUCAACAAGCAGAUCCAGAUGAAGCUGAAGCAGCUGGAGCAGCUGCAGGUGGAGCACGCAGACGUGAAGGCCAGUUGUGAGCAGGCCAAGCAGAAGCUGACGGAGGCUGUGGAGCGCUCCGAGCAGCUGGAGCAGGACCUGAAGUCUCUGCAGGAGGAGGAGGAGCAGGCGGACAGCAGGCUGCUGGAGAAGCUGAAAGCUUUGGUCACCAUGAACGAGAACCUGAAGCAGCAGGAGCAGGACUUCCGCGCGCACUGCAGGGAGGAGAUGACGCGCCUCCAGCAGAACAUCGAGGAGCUGAAGUCCGCUUCUGGACAGGAUGCCGAGGAGGAGAAGAGGAACCAGCUGAUUGACGCCCAGUACAACUCGGACCGGGAGAAGCUGCAGAAGAUCCGCCUGCUUAUGGCUCGCAGGAACCGGGAGAUCGCCAUCCUGCAGAGGAAGAUCGACGAGGUGCCGAGCCGCGCCGAGCUCACGCAGUACCAGAAGAGGUUUGUGGAGCUCUACAGCCAAGUUUCUGCUACUCACAAAGAAACCAAGCAGUUCUUCACGCUGUACAACACCUUAGAUGACAAGAAGGUCUACCUGGAGAAGGAGGUGAACCUGCUGAACUCCAUCCACGAUAACUUCCAGCAAGCGAUGUCCUCCUCAGCAGCCAGGGAGCAGUUCCUGCGGCAGAUGGAGCAGAUCGUGGAGGGCAUCAAGCAGAACCGCAUCAAGAUGGAGAGGAAGAAGCAGGAGAACAAGAUGAGGAGAGAUCAGCUGAACGACGAGUACCUGGAGCUGCUGGACAAGCAGAGACUCUACUUCAAGACCGUCAAAGACUUCAAGGAGGAAUGUCGCCGGAACGAGAUGCUGCUCUCCAAGCUGAGGGCCAAAGGAGCUUCUUAGUUCUCUUGGUUCUGUCGGCCCAGUGGACCGUCUGCUAGCUGCGAGCAGAACGUCGGAUGGACGUCCAGAGCCUGACGGAUGGGAUUCUGCAGAACCUUCAGUCUUCAUCCAGGUUCUGCUGUUUGGACCUGGAGGUCAUGUGACCCGUUACCUCUGUUACCCCCUAAUAAAGAGUCCUUGAACCGUC